This is a messenger RNA of Ictalurus furcatus (blue catfish), 1947 nucleotides long. RefSeq lists its product as uncharacterized. The coding region runs from base 205 to 1074 and encodes 289 amino acids. NCBI's taxonomy places the organism in Eukaryota, Metazoa, Chordata, Actinopteri, Siluriformes, Ictaluridae. The record is from RefSeq and is a predicted model, not a curated record. The transcript is spliced from 7 exons.
GUCCAGGAUGAAACCCUGGCUUUCUCAUAUAGGCUUGUAUCUCAUAUUUUGCGCAAGCAUAACUAUACAGAUGGAAGUAACACCUUUUUUUAAACAGUCAACAGUCUGCACACGGUGCAGUUCCUCUAUUCCUAUUUCCCAUUUUACAGCCACAAUCACACUCUGAAGAAUUUCAGAUCAGAUCUGUAAGGACAUGAGUCAGCAAUGUGGGUUCUCGCUUUAGCCAGUCUCUUGCUUCACAGCUCCGUACACACAGCUCGCAGUGACAUAUUCAAUCAGAUCCACACAGAGGGGAGUGACGCUUCUCUCGUCUGUGUAAAUAAUAGUAAAGUGGUGUGGAGUAAAGGUGUUGAUGGAGGGAGAGGGGACAUCCUCACUGCUGAACAUGGAGAAAUCACCAUUAAACUCAGACCUGAUCCAGAUAACAGAUACACUGUGUUGGGGGAUUCAUCACUCCAUAUAAAGAAUCUGUCUCUCUCAGACUCGGGGGUUUACUACUGUAACGCUGUUCCUGUGGUCAAUCUGACUGUCACUCCAUCACCGAGUAGCACCGGCGAGACAGAGAAAGGUUCCGCUGGAAAAGCCUCAGGGACCAAAAGUGACGAUAAUGAUGGUGAUGAUGAUGAAGAUGAUGAUGAUGAUGAUGAUGAUGUGUUCUCAGAGUGGAUCGUCGCUGCUGUAGUCGGUGUGAGCUGUGUGGUGCUGUUGGUUCUGUCAAUAUGGGGAUUUUUCACUAAAAGAAAAGCAGCUCAACAGAACCAGGUACACAUGUAUGACUCCGUUAUCAACCUUCCAGCAGACCCACAACCUGGAUGUAGUGUUACACACAUCUAUGACGUUAUUCAGGAGCCUCCAGAAGCCCCACGGUGUGCUGAUCAGCAGAGAGAGUGCGAUGCUGUGUAUUUCCUGGCACAAAGUCCAGCGUCCAACACUACAGGUUCAUAUCUCAGUGUUUCUGUCAUCAUAUCAUCACGUUAUCAUCUUUUUAAUAAGGCUUUUAAUCCUUUAAUAAGAAUUACAAACUCAGACAGCUGUUCUUUUCAGCUAAACAGUUCUCUACUGUGUAGACUUUAAAACAUUUUCUUGCGUUUCAGCCAUUAAGUGAAAGUAUAUUCGAACUAAUUUUAUAAACUACUGUUUCCCGCCAGUUUGUUAGCAGGAUUAUAGAUUGUGAUACAUGCAGUUCAAUUCAAUUCAGUUCAGUUUUAUUUAUAUAGCGUUUUUUACAGUGGACAUUGCCCCAAACCUCCUUACAGAAAUAUAUAAACUCAGGAUAUAGAUUUUAAAUGUAUGAAUUUAUCCCUAAUGAGCAGCGAGAGGAGACGGUGGUGAGGAAAAACUCCCUGAGACGAUAUGAGGAAGAAACCUUGAGAGGAACAGACUCAGAAAGUGAACCCGUCCUCAUCUGGAUAGUGUGGUUAUAAAUAAAUCCCUUCUGUAAAUUCACCACAGUCUCAACAUGAAGACUCUUCCACGGAAAUCAUGAACUGUCCACUGACGGAGACCCGAGCGCAGAGUCUGUUUGUGCAGUUGGUUGUGUGUAUCAUCAUGUAUCAUUCUGUAUGUCUAAGAGACAAACAAGGCAUUUUGUACAUUUAAUGAUAAUGAGUGUUUAUUGAUCACGUAUACAUUACAGCACUGUGAAAUUCUUUACUUCACGUACCCCAGCAUGUCAGGAAGUUGGGGUCAGAGUGCAGGGUCAGCCAUGAUACUGCGCCCCCUGGAGCAGAGAGGGUUAAGGGCCUUGCUCAAGGGCCCAACAGUGGCAGCUUGGCAGUGCUGGGGCUUGAACCCCCGACCUUCUGAUCAGUAACCUUAACCGCUAAGCCACCACCGCCCCUAACUCUCCUUUAUAUAAAGGACUUCAGUGUGUGUUCAUGGUCAUCCUGUUACUCUAAUUACAUGAUUAAUGAACUGAAUCUGUGUUUUGGUCACAUGGCUUCUGGA